This is a messenger RNA of Penicillium canariense, 801 nucleotides long. RefSeq lists its product as uncharacterized. Lineage: Eukaryota; Fungi; Ascomycota; Eurotiomycetes; Eurotiales; Aspergillaceae. The transcript has 2 exons. The record is from RefSeq and is a predicted model, not a curated record. The coding region runs from base 1 to 801 and encodes 266 amino acids.
AUGGAACAUGGUCACCCGGACUCCGGCCACUGUGCGCAAGCAGUGGAGAUUUGGACAGACCCCCGGGCCUGCGCUCCACCGCGAGCCAAGCACGGGCGUGAGAUCAUCGGCUCCCCUCCCUCACGACCGUUCAACAGUGGAUUCGAUGUGACCACUGACCGGGCCAGCAAGGUCUAUCCGACCAGGGGAAGAGCAAAGGGAGGGGUGCCAGCGCCGCAAAACGACAUCAUCGAGACGUCGAUCCCCGCGCUGUGCACGUCAUGUCUCGUGAUUAUCCUUGUGCCCCCGAGCCAUCGUCGCCCAACCUCCCAGUCGUACAUGGUACCACUGGUCUCCAUCUGCGGGCAGGGUUUCUGCGCGAGACUGCACUCCAAGUUCAACACCGACGGCGUGGUCAUCUCCACUUGGUUCCAGCAUCAGCAGGAUAAGGGGAAUACAGCAUUGGCUAUCACGAAAGAUAGGGAAAGAACAAGGUGCGAUGCCACGCAUUCCCCUAAACGCCCCCUUCCCAACCCUCCCACGAGUGAGAUUCGGGAUCUCUCAGUAGCCGCAGACCCCGGAGGGGAGAUAGCCCGCGCAGUGCCCCCAAGCAAGAUCGGGCCUGGUCAAAGAAAGCCGUGGACCGCAACCAGGGGAAACAGAGCAGGUCGGACCCAGUGCGACGGCCGGUCUGGGCCCUUCAAGGACCGCGGACCACCAGCGCGCAUCGCAAGCGCAGGGCCAAAUCCACUGUCCGGCCACCCCCCUUUUCACCCGCCACUCCGGGCCCGGUGUCAUGUUGCAUGGAUUCGGUUCUUCUGA